GAAGUAGAGUAGUGAACCCGGAAGUGCUUCACGGCAGGGGCCCGGGCGACUCUUUUGAAUGGAAUCGGGCUGAUUCAUCGCCGGUUCGCGGAGCCAGAGCCGGGCGGAGGCUGAACUGUUGCUGCCGUCGCGUCACCGCAAAGGCUAGACAAGGGUCCAGACCGCGACCUCCCACACCGUCCGCCUUCAGGAGAGAAAGAAAAUAAAUACUUGGGAAAAAUUAUACCUGCCAGAAUUAGCAAGAGUUUGAAUUAAGAAGAAAUUUGUCAAACCUAAGAAAUUAUAGCUUAACACCUUAAGAGUUAUAGUUACUGAACAGAAAUAUGGACAGACUUCUUAGACUUGGAGGAGGUAUGCCUGGACUGGGCCAGGUAAAGUGUAACAAACAAUUGUAGGAGAAAAGGAGACACAGGUUGCUCUAACUCUUCAAAAAUCAGUGGGCAAUGUUAUUGUCUUGCCAUUUAAAGGAAAAGGGGCCUCCUACAGAUGCUCCUGCAGUGGACACAGCAGAACAAGUCUAUAUCUCUUCCCUGGCUCUGUUAAAAAUGUUAAAACAUGGCCGUGCUGGAGUUCCAAUGGAAGUUAUGGGUCUAAUGCUUGGAGAAUUUGUUGAUGAUUACACAGUCAGAGUGAUUGAUGUGUUUGCUAUGCCACAAUCAGGAACAGGUGUCAGUGUAGAAGCAGUUGAUCCAGUGUUCCAAGCCAAAAUGUUGGAUAUGUUGAAGCAAACAGGAAGGCCUGAGAUGGUUGUUGGUUGGUAUCACAGUCACCCUGGCUUUGGUUGUUGGCUUUCUGGUGUGGAUAUCAACACUCAGCAGAGCUUUGAAGCCUUGUCGGAGAGAGCUGUGGCAGUGGUUGUGGAUCCCAUUCAGAGUGUAAAAGGAAAGGUUGUUAUUGAUGCCUUCAGAUUGAUCAAUGCUAAUAUGAUGGUCUUAGGACAUGAACCAAGACAAACAACUUCAAAUCUGGGUCACUUGAACAAGCCAUCUAUCCAGGCCUUAAUUCAUGGACUGAACAGACAUUAUUACUCCAUCACUAUUAACUAUCGGAAAAAUGAACUGGAACAGAAGAUGCUGCUAAAUUUGCAUAAGAAGAGUUGGAUGGAAGGUUUGACACUUCAGGACUACAGUGAACAUUGUAAACACAAUGAGUCGGUGGUAAAAGAGAUGUUGGAAUUAGCCAAGAAUUACAAUAAGGCUGUAGAAGAAGAAGAUAAGAUGACACCUGAACAGCUGGCAAUAAAGAAUGUUGGCAAGCAGGAUCCCAAACGUCAUUUGGAAGAACAUGUGGAUGUACUUAUGACUUCAAAUAUUGUCCAGUGUUUAGCAGCUAUGUUGGAUACCGUCGUAUUUAAAUAAAGCAACACAAAAAGCUACUAUAGUGAUACUUUCAGUGUAUCUUCCUCUGCUGUUCCUAAUGCUCAAAAUCAAGGGACCACUGAAGGUGUAUUUGGUUAAAUGUAAGACAUCUGGCAUCAUUUGCAGCACUGUAACACUUCUAGUCUCAGUUGUGCAAUUACUUCUGUUUUCUUUAGUUAGGGUCUUUGCAGAUUCCAAAGUUGAGCAAGAAUACAUCAAAGUGGGUUAAUAUCCCAUUUAAUAUUUGAAGAAAUCAGUAGCACAAAUAUAUUUUGAUUGUUGCUUACAAAAUAAAAUACAUUUACAAUCCA
Messenger RNA from Marmota monax (woodchuck), 1669 nucleotides. RefSeq names its product proteasome 26S subunit, non-ATPase 14 (gene Psmd14). Gene Ontology annotation, molecular function: proteasome binding; protein binding; metallopeptidase activity. Gene Ontology annotation, cellular component: proteasome regulatory particle, lid subcomplex. Lineage: Eukaryota; Metazoa; Chordata; Mammalia; Rodentia; Sciuridae. The transcript has 13 exons. The record is from RefSeq and is a predicted model, not a curated record. Bases 444 to 1358 code for a protein of 304 amino acids. Gene Ontology annotation, biological process: protein deubiquitination; proteasome-mediated ubiquitin-dependent protein catabolic process.